UCGCGCAUUCUCACAAAAAAGUAAACAGACCGUAAUAUUUAGAUAUUUAAUACCUUUUAUCAUCAACGCACAUUUGGGAGCUGCGAACAAAUCGAAUUUCAAUGCAAGUUGAAUUUACUAUUGAAUAGAAAUUAUACGCCCUGUAACUACACAUCGCGCUAAAUAUAUCAGUAUUAUUUGCAGUUAAUCAAACGGGAGGGCCACGUUCAUGAUGAGAAAUGGCUUACUACUGUACGGACAACAUUCAUACCACAACUCUUACGCCGCGUGAUUAUCAAGUAGAACUGCUUGCAGCUGCUAGAGAAAAAAAUUUGAUUUUCUGUUUGGCACACAAUUCAUCUAAAGAGUUCAUAGCAUUGAAACUCAUUCAUGAGUUGGGAUUUCAGUUAAGACGGCACCGGAAACGAACAGUUUACAUCACCAAUAAUAAUUCUGUGUAUAAUCUGAUUAGCAAUCUCACUGAUCUCAAAGUAAUCUACAUAGACGGAAGUAAUCAGAUUGUAGAUUGGGAACAAGUACUUGAAGACUAUCAAGUUAUAAUUACUAAAGCCCGUUGGUGUCUGGAUGCAAUUACCUGUGGGUAUUUGGAUUUGCAAAAUGUAAAUCUACUUGUAUUUGAUGAGUGCCAUAAGAUCUAUGGAAACGAAGAAAUUUCGGAACUAUUUAAUGUAUACUCUAAAUGUAAAUCAAAACCAAAAAUAUUAGGAUUAGCUGGACCUUUGCACAAUGCUGGUUGCAUUCCUGGUAGGCUGAGCGCUGAACUAGAACAAUUAGAAAAAUGUCUUAUGUCGAAAGCUGAAACGGCUAGUGAUAUUGUGACCGUAUUAAGGUAUUGUACCAAACCUAAAGAACUUAUUCUUCAAUGUGCUCCAGUUGAAGAUACUGAGCUUGCGAUCUACUUGAAGGAGAUCGUUUUGACACAGAUUUUAUUCUUGAAAGACCACAGAUACGAUCCGUGCGAGAUUUACGAGGAUGAUGAAUUUCUUGAAGAGCUAAAAAAUAUUCCAGAUCCAAAAGCCGACCCAUUGAAAUUUCUUUAUGAAUUUCUAGAAAUAUUGGAAGAAAUGGGUCCGUGGUGUGCCGAUAGAGCUGCUUUGACACUAAUGGGACAAAUUGAGAAACAAAAAAUCAAAACACCAUAUGAACGACACUUUUUACUACUUUGCCUUGUAUCUACCGUUUUUGUACACAUUCGAUCUUACUGUGAUUCGAUUUUUAAACAGUACGAAACAGAAAUAGAAAAAAUUGAAGUUUUUUCUACUUCCAAAGUUCGGAGAGCUUUAGAGAUAUUUCGUUUUUUUGGUCCCGAAUCUCAACGAAACAAAUAUAAUGCAAAUGUCAAACAUUAUUCUGAUAGUCAUAGUGAUAAUGCUUGCAAUGCUGAGAGUUGUAAAGCACUGCUAGAAGAGAUACAAGCAGUAGAUCUGCGAAAACUUUGUGAGACUGUUAACGACGCUUCUAAGAGCAUUGACAACAUCUCGGAAAGAAUGAACAAUUUAAAAAUAUCUUUAAAACGGUUUAUGGAACUGGUAAAAUCACACGAACAGAAUGUUAUAACUGGACAAAGCAAAGACUCGAAAUCUCCAAAUAAAAACGGUAUUCGUCAGUUACGUGGUCAACGGAAAAAGUUUGGCUUUUUGAAUAGGCAAAAUCGAUCAAAUUAUAACCAAACUGAUCCUGAUGCGCUUAGCGCAUUGAUAUUCUGCCAUUCAAAAUUCACCGCUCGGAUUUUAUACAGUAUGUUUUAUGAGAGCAUUCGUUCAGAUCCACUUCUGAGCUAUAUAAAUGUUCAAUAUACAAUAGAUAAAACGGCAGAUCCUAUAACUGAGCCAAAAGAAGCGGAAAUGGAACAUAGAAAACAGGAGGAAGUUUUAAAACGUUUCCGGAUGCAUCAAUGCAAUCUACUAAUAGGAACAUCGGUAUUGGAGGAAGGAAUCGAUUUGCCAAAGUGUAAUAUUGUAGUUCGUUGGAAUGAACCGAUAAGUUAUCGAUCAUAUGUACAAUGCAAAGGUCGAGCAAGAGCAGCGUCUGCUUAUCACAUAAUGUUUGUUACUCCGCGAAAUAAAAUCGAAAGGUUAUGCAAAUUUGAAGAUUUGGGCCAUCGAAAUUAUCAUUGUAUUUGUACGAAUACUGACGAUAAAAGUACUAACGUUAAUGUAAAAAACAGAAAAGAAGAAAAUUGCGAGAAUUGUUUGAGGUUACCAGAAUCCAAUGAAAGUUUGAUACCUGACCAAACAUCACUCAAAAGCAGUUUACAAUAUGUUAACUCGGGUUAUCAAGUUAUGGAAGAUUGUACAAGCGAAAUGAUUGAAAAAGUAGCUAUUUAUAUGGAAAUAGAAAAGCUAUUACUACAAAAGUGCGAAAAUGUUGAACCCUCAGAGAGUCAACAUCAAUAUGCAGAUAGUUUUAACCAUUACCUUGAAUUAUACAAACCGAAUGGUCUUGAUAAUGCUAAUACCAAUGCAGUUGGAUUAUCUAAUGCAAUACAAAUGGUCAACAAAUAUUGCGCGAAGCUACCGAGUGAUACUUUUACUAAGCUGACACCGCUUUGGCGAAACGCUAAGACUGUGCGUAGAGGCCAUGAGCUUUUCCAAUACACUAUUAGGAUGCCAAUCAAUUCUCCCCUGAAGGAAGACAUAUUGGGUUUGCCUAUGCCGACAGAAAUAUUGGCUAGAAGAAUAGCAGCAUACAUCGCUUGCAAAGUACUGCAUACCGUUGGAGAACUGGAUGAUUCGUUACAACCAAUAGGUAAAGAAUCAUUUCGUGCAUUUGAAGCAGAUUGGGAGGAAUUUGAAUUGGAGAGUAAUGACGCACAGAUCAUUAGUGAAAACUCUGAGCCUAGACCAGGAACAACCAAAAGACGGCAGUACUACUACAAACGGAUCGCUUCUUCAUUUUCAAAUUGCCGGCCUACAAUCGGUUCUAAAGUGUAUCUUUAUCAUAUUAAUAUGACGUUACAAUGUCCCAUUCCAGAGGAACAAAACACUCGUGGUCGUAAGAUUUAUCCUCCAGAGGAAUCUGCUCAAGGUUUUGGUAUUCUAACUACAAAGCUAAUACCUAAGGUCAGCUCAUUUCCAAUAUUUACUCGCUCUGGUGAAGUCAAAGUAGCAUUAAAAUUGUGUACUGAGCAAACCGUACUCACCCAAGAUCAAUUAAAUAAAAUCAACCUCUUUAUUAACUAUACAUUCACCAAAGUAUUAAGGUUGCAAAAGUAUCUUAUGCUAUAUGAUCCAGAAGCCACAGAAAAUUGUUUUUUUAUUGUUCCUACAAUUAGUCGGCAAAACACAGUAAACGUAGAUUGGGAGUUUGUCAAUGUGAUUGCUCGAAAUGUUGAUAAAAUGCCCAUUUCUAUACCUGAUAUAGAACGAAAAAGUUACUCGUUUGACAGUAGUCAGUUCAAGGAUGCAGUGGUUAUGCCAUGGUAUCGAAAUCAGGAUCAGCCUCAAUACUUUUAUGUUGCUGAAAUUUGCUACCAUUUAUCUCCAAAAAGCUCUUUCCCAGGUCUCAAUUAUAGCACUUUCGAAGAGUAUUAUUUGAAGAAAUACAAUAUUCAAAUACAGAACUGCAAACAGCCUCUACUAGACGUAGAUCAUACUAGUGCAAGAUUGAAUUUUCUAACACCUAGGUACGUUAAUCGAAAAGGUGUAGCACUUCCAACUAGCUCAGAGGAAACAAAGCGAGCUAAACGAGAAAAUUUAGAGCAAAAACAAAUUUUAAUUCCUGAGCUUUGUACAAUUCAUCCUUUCCCAGCUUCUCUUUGGCGAGCAGCCGUCUGUCUUCCAUGUAUUUUAUAUCGUAUCAAUGCGUUAUUACUAGCAGAUGAAAUUCGAAAAAAAGUUGCACAUGACCUCGGUCUCGGUGCAAUUAAUAUCUCCGAAACAGACUUCGAGUGGCCAAUUCUCAACUUUGGUUGGAGUUUAGCAGAUGUUCUUAAAAAAUCAAGGGACGCAAAAUUGACAGCUACAGAAAACGUUGAAGAUAUCGAAACUGCAAUUUUCAUGAAAAUUAAUGAACAACAAUUGAACGAAAAACAAAAAAGGGACGAAGAAAUGGAGAAGAAUGAUAUAGAAGAUCACACCCAAUUAGACCAGACAACAGUUACCGAUUUACUCGAAGAAACUGAAAACAACAUUAAAGCAGAAGGAUUUCAAAUUGGAACUUGGUCAAAUGAAAUGGCGAACAGUAUUCAAUCAGUUAUAAGUGAUGAUGAUAUCUGGAGUUUGCAGCCCAAUGUUAAUGGGUGUACAAGAAACACCGCUAAUAUACGGUAUGGUUCUCCUACAUCCUGGGAGGUCACCGUGAAGGAACAAUCAAAUGACAUCCGGUAUUACAGUGAUUCAGAAGGAUCGUUUGUAACGGAUGACGGAUUUGACAGUGCUAGUACUGAGAGUGAUGAGGAACAAAACUGUGGCCUUAAAAUUGAAUUUAAAUCUGAUAAUUUAGCGGAAGCAAUUGAAACUGAACAUGAUAUAAUCAAACGUCAGAAGCAGAUGGAUAUCAUCAAAAGUACAAAUUUAAAUGAGCAACAAUAUCAGAAUUCUAAGAAUGUUACCAGUGGUUUCGAUUGCACUAGUAUUGAAACAUUGGAGACUAGACUUCAAUAUCAUGUUCAUCAAUUCGAAAAAUCUACUAAUGAAUUCAAAGAGCAAAUUAAGAAUUCUGGCACACUGGUCAAGUUUGAUGAACCACUUUCUGCAAAAAUUUUACAGAAAAAUAAUAGUAGUACAGUAUCGAAUAGUUCGAGCCAUAUUUAUAAUUUAUUUCCAUAUGCGCCGAAGGAACAAGUAAAUCUUUACAUAUCAGUAGCAAGCGAUGGAUCACAAAUCAUGAAUCUCGAUGGAUUUUACGAGAUCAAUAGGCAGUACUUCCCUGAAGAAUAUACCAUACUCGGAACUGGUGAUUUAUUUGACACUUUCAAUGAUGAUAAUGUGGUUACUGUGGACGAAAAAGGUCUCAAGAAAAUUGUGUUGAACGUUACUAACCCUUUUGUAAAGGACAAAAAACCUCCGGAAAUCAGUAACGAAUACAAUCAGUCUUUUGGUAAAUCCACAUCUUUUAUACAGACUUCAAACAUUUGUGAUGUCAAAACGAAUGAAUUCAGCUUUGAUUAUCAGCCUGACUUGAACAAUCACCCAGGACCAAGUCCCAGCAUAAUUCUACAAGCAUUAACAAUGUCUAACGCCAAUGAUGGUAUAAACCUGGAGCGCCUUGAAACUAUUGGAGAUUCUUUUUUAAAAUAUGCGAUCACUACCUAUUUAUACUGCACUUAUGAAAACGUACAUGAAGGAAAAUUAAGUCACUUACGAUCAAAGCAAGUGUCGAACUUGAAUUUGUAUAGGCUAGGAAGACGAAAAGUUCUUGGAGAGAGUAUGAUUGCCACGAAAUUUGAGCCUCAUGAUAAUUGGUUACCGCCUUGCUAUUAUGUGCCAAAAGAGCUUGAGCAGGCCCUUAUCGAUGCUAAGAUACCCGCUUGCCAUUGGAAUUUAGCAGACUUACCAGAUAUAAAGCAACUUUCAAGCGAAGAGAUUUGUAAGCUAGUGAAAGAACGUGCCCAGUCUCUUGGACUUCUUGACGAUUCUGACAGUGAGGAUCGCGAACAGAUGAAAGAAAUCCAACACCUAGAAAUUCGUAAUGACGAAUUCAUAAAAAAUUCAGACUACUUCGCUUGCUUUAUCCCAUACAACUUAGUCACCCAACAUAGUAUUCCAGACAAAUCCGUCGCUGACUGUGUGGAGGCUUUGAUAGGUGCUUAUCUGAUAGAGUGUGGCCCAAGAGGGGCGUUGCUCUUGAUGGCAUGGCUCGGAAUAAGAGUGCUACCGGUUCAAGAAAUACUGUUUGAAGUGGAUCAGAAUCGCAUUCCUGGAAGUUCUCCUCACUACGAAAAAGAUGGAAAAAUACUACAAACUGUAUACGGCUUCUGGACUCCUCCUCGGUCACCACUGUUAAAAUAUGCCAUGAAUCCAGAAGCAACUUUGGAACACCUACUUAAUGGCUAUAAUGCCUUUGAGGAUUCAUUGGGAUACCACUUCAAAGACCGAUCCUAUUUGUUGCAGGCUAUGACCCAUGCUUCUUACUGCCCAAACCGGUUGACUGAUUGCUAUCAGCGGCUAGAGUUUCUUGGAGAUGCUGUUUUGGAUUAUCUCAUUACACGCCAUUUAUAUGAAGAUCCAAGACAGCAUUCGCCAGGGGCGUUAACAGAUUUACGUUCUGCUCUAGUCAACAACACAAUUUUCGCGUCGCUAGCUGUACGACACGAAUUUCAUAAAUACUUUAGACAUCUUUCGCCCGGGUUAAAUGAAGUAAUUGAUCGCUUUGUAAGGAUCCAACAAGAAAACGGCCACAGCAUCAGUGAAGAGUAUUAUCUUAUACUAGAAGAUGAGUGUGACGAAGCAGAAGACGUUGAGGUGCCAAAAGCUUUGGGUGAUGUGUUUGAAUCUGUUGCAGGUGCAAUUUUUCUGGACUCGAGUAUGUCGCUGGAUGCAGUUUGGAAGGUUAUGGGCCCUGGAACGAAUCCUGGACGCGUACCGGUUGUAUCAAGUGGAUUCCGGUCGUCGUGUCGUGAAAUAAUCGUGAAAUGGGGGAACGUGAGAAAGAGGAGUGCUACCGCGUCGCGCUGUUCGAUGGGGCCAACUUCCCAGCCUGGAAGUUUUGGAUGCUCACACUGCUAGAUGAGCACGAUCUGGUGCAAUGUGUGGAGACCGAGAUCGAUGAUGUGCCGGGGUUGAAAAUUGAGGAUGGUUUGUCGAAUGCCGUGAAGCUAGAGCGCGAAAAAACCCGAAAAGAGAGGCUGAAGAAAGAUAAAAAGUGUAAAACGAUGAUAGUGUCCCGGAUCCAUGAUGAUCAGUUGGAACAUUUGCAAGGGCGUGAUACACCGAAACAAAUGUGGGAUUCAUUAGUGAAAAUAUUCGAACGUAAAAGCGGGCAAUGUAUGUAGUUUUUCGAGAAUGCGAAAAUGAACGGGAAUAGAAGGUGUGACUUUUAGGCUUAAAAAAUUUUUUGCAGUUCAUCAUGGCAUGCUGGGAUACGGGAACAGAAUAGUAGAGGGUGAUUCGACUUUGGCUUAGAAUGAGUUAUACCUUUCCCAGUAGUUUAAUUAGCCAAAACACCUUGCCAGAGACAACGGAGAUUGCGGGUUCGAGUCCCGUCUGGACGAGGGAAAAAAUUUUCUAAGCCUAAAAGUCACACCUUCUAUUCCCGUUCAUUUUCGCAUUUUUGAAAAACUACAUACAUUGCCCGCUUUACUAAACUUAAAAAAAUGUAAGUCAUAUGACAAAAAUGAAAUUAGUUCUUAAAGUCUAAAAUGUAGACUAUCAAAAAACUAUAACAUGGUGACUAGGCACUAUUUCGUCCUGACCGCUCUAUGUUAUAGAUUAUUUGGCAGUCUACUGUUUAGCGCUCUCGCUAAUAGUUUACGCUUUUUACGUUAUAGUUCAUACUUUUUAAAAGAAUUGUUUUUUAUUUUCCAUAAAAACUACGACAUAGAAAUCUAUCACGUCUGCCAGAGGAAACUAUGCCACUGUGCAUCGUGUGGCAGCACUUUUAGUCGAAAUGUACAAUGUCCCUAGUUUUUAUGUUUAGUUUAAUUAUAACUAACUUUAUAACUAAUCUGUAGUUCGAAGCUAGAGAUGUCAAGGUUGGAAGCGAUUCAAGCAUUGGUGGCUGAUUUCGGUACCAUAUCAGCAUAUGUGCCUUCAGUUAUUUCUACUUCAACAAAACGCAAAAUGCUGUCAGCUUAGUCUGGGAUGGUUUAUUACGAGCCACGCCAAACACGUUUGGAUCCCCAACACCCGGUUUCCUAAAAGUAGAAAUUCAAUGAUUGGCAAUUACUACUUGUCACUCUUACAAAUUACCUUUAGGUGUACCAAAAGUAUGUUUAUACCACUACGCUUCAUAAUGAGUUUCCGAUGGUCUUUUGCUCUCAGUAUUGUGUGGAUGGGAAAUGUAAUUCUUCUUUAUAUCAAACGUAUUCCGCACACUA
Molecule: messenger RNA, 7978 nt
Organism: Wyeomyia smithii (pitcher-plant mosquito)
Lineage: Eukaryota; Metazoa; Arthropoda; Insecta; Diptera; Culicidae
Gene: Dcr-1
Product: endoribonuclease Dcr-1
Exons: 11
Coding region: 219-6668 (2149 amino acids)
Biological process (GO): apoptotic DNA fragmentation; pre-miRNA processing; siRNA processing
Cellular component (GO): nucleus; RISC complex; cytoplasm
Molecular function (GO): ribonuclease III activity; protein binding; RNA binding
Source: RefSeq, a predicted model, not a curated record